CCGAGCCGCCCCCUCGCGGGUCGGGUUCCCGUGGGGCGGUGGAGCAGCCGCGGGCCGCCGCGGGCCGUGACCCCGGGGUCUGGGCGGCAGGUUUGCGCAAGAUGUGCCGGGGCUGCGCGCGAGAGGAGCGGCGGCCGCGCUGAGCCAGAGCCAUGAGCCACCAGAUCCUGCUGCUUCUGGCCCUGCUGACCCUGGGCCUGGCCACCUCCCCACGAGACAAGGUGCCCUGUAAGAUGGUAGACAAGGAGGUCUUGUGCCAGGGUCUUGGCCUGCUCCAGGUCCCCUCGAUGCUCCCGCUGGACAUCGAGGCCCUCGACCUAUCUGGGAACCAGCUGCAGAGCAUCCUGGCCUCACCCCUGGGCUUCUACACAGCACUUCGACGCCUGGACCUGAGCACCAAUGAGAUCAGCUUCAUCUACACCGGUGUCUUCCAGGCCCUGCCCCACCUGGAGCACCUCAACCUGGCCCACAACAACCUGGCAGUGGGCACCAUGCUGAACGCCCCCAGCCUGGGCCCCCUGCCUCAUGUGACAUCUCUGGACCUGUCCGGGAACAGCCUGUACAGUGGCCUGGUGGAGCAGCUGCUCGGGGAGGCGCCCGCCCUGCGCACCCUCUCGCUGGCGGAGAACAGCCUGACUCGCCUGGCCCGCCACACGUUCCGGGGCACGCCCGCGCUGGAGCGGCUCGACCUCCACAGCAACGUGCUCAUGGACAUCGAGGACGGUGCUUUCGAGGCCCUCCCCCACCUGGCCCACCUGAAUCUGUCCAGGAAUUCCCUCACCUGCAUCUCCGACUUCAGUCUCCAGCAGCUGCGGGUACUGGACCUGAGCUGCAACAGCAUCGAGGCCUUUCAGGUGGCCCCAGAGCCCCAGGCUGAGUACCAGCUGGCCUGGCUCGACCUGCGGGAGAACAGACUGCUCCGCUUCCCGGACUUGGCUGCGCUCCCGCGACUCAUCUACCUGAACAUGUCCAACAACCUCAUCCGGCUCCCUGCAGGGCCAUCCCAGGGGGGCGAGGGCAUCCACGCGCCUUCAGAGGGCUGGUCGGCCUUGCCCUUCUCCCACCCCAGCCGCAACGCCAGCACCCACCCCCUCUCCCAGCUCUUGAACCUGGAUUUGAGCUACAAUGAGAUUGAGCUGGUUCCUGAGGGCUUUCUCGAGCACCUGACCUCCCUUCGCUUCCUGAAUCUCAGCCGGAACUGUUUGCGAGCCUUCAAGGUGCAGCGCGCGGGCUUCCUGCCUUGCCUUGUGUACCUGGACAUCGGCCACAACGCGCUGGAGACGCUAGAGCUGGGCUCCAGGACCCUGGGGUCUCUGCGGACGCUGCUUCUCCAGGACAAUGCCCUGCGGGACUUGCCCCCCUACACUUUUGGUGGCCUGGCCAAUCUGCAGAGGCUUAACCUUCAGGGAAACCGGGUCAGGCCUUGUGGGGGGCCAGGUGAGCCCAGCCCCUCAGGAUGUGUGGCCUUCUCUGGCAUCUCCUCCCUCCGAGUCCUGAACCUGGUGGACAAUGAGAUGGAGAUGCUCCGGGCCGGUGCCUUCCUCCACACGCCACUUACCGAGCUGGACCUCUCUGCAAACCCAGGGCUGGAUGUGGUCACGGGGGCCUUGGCGGGCCUGGAGGCCUCCUUGGAGGUCCUGGCCCUGCAGGGCAAUGGGCUAGCCAUCCUGCAAGUAGACCUUCCCUGCUUCAGCUGCCUUAAGCAGCUCAAUCUUGCCGAGAACCGCCUGAGCCACCUGCCUGCCUGGACACAGGCCGUGUCCUUGGAGGUACUGGACCUGCGGAACAACAGUUUCAGCCUGCUGCCGGGCAGCGCCAUGGGCGGCCUGGAGACCAGCCUCCGGCGCCUCUACCUGCAGGGGAAUCCACUGAGCUGCUGUGGCAAUGCCUGGCUGGCCGCCCAGCUGCACCAGGGCCGUGUGGACGUGGAUGCCACCCAGGACCUGACCUGCCGCUUUGGCUCCCAGGAGGAGGUAUCCCUGAGCCACGUGCGUCCUGAGGACUGUGAGAAGGGGGGACUCAAGAAUGUCAACCUCAUUAUCAUCCUCACUUUUGCACUGGUCUCUGCCAUCCUCCUCACCACACUGGCCACCUGUUGCUGUGUCCGUCGGCAGAAGUUCAACCAACAGUACAAAGCUUAGAGAAGCCAGGAGCUGCGGGACAGCUCAGCCUGGAGACCUCCCAGGUCAGCUGGGGUGCCGGAGGCACGGACAAGGGUGGGGACUGACCCAAGGUCACACAGUGAGCCAGGGUCUGAGAACUCUGGUCUCUAACUCCUGGCCCAGGGCUCCUUCCCUUAUGUCCUGCUGUGCUGGUAGGCAACCCACUUCCCAGGCCACACAUGUGGUCCAGCUGUGGCAGCCAGAAGUCAGGCAGUUUCAGGAGUGACAGAGAAUAAGGUUGAUAGAUCUGACCGACACAUGUUUGCCAAGCAUCUGUUUUGUGCCACAUCCUGCUCUGGGCACUGGGGACGCUGGUGAAUGAGACACAUCCCUGCCCCCGAGUGUCCCCCAGUCCUGGUGGGGAGGUGGUCCCAAAGCCAUGCAGUGACCACGCCGAGUGUGGAAGUUCCAGGGCUGCUGAGUUAUGGAGAGUCCUGCCCCGGUGGGGCCGGAGCACAGGAGGGACAAGACCAACAAGACUGGUCUGAGACGUUUCCAAGCAGACUGUUUGUCACAUCUUCCAAUAAUGACUUUCAGCUUCUCUGGAACAUGUAGAGCUUGUGACCGGAAGAGAACUGCAGCCACAUGAGUACAUCUUGGAUUCAGCUCUGAGGCCACAGCGGCUCCAGCAGAGCCUGGUUAAGAGGCUGUUGCCCGGGUUCUGGCCCUGUGCUGGACCAUUCCAUUUCCUGCUCCCGACAGGCUCUUUCCCUGCCUAGCAUUCUGGGGUUGCACACAAUUGCCCUGGCCCCCCAGCUCCCUACGCAGGCCCCCUGUUCAUCCCCAGCCCCACCCCGGCUGAUGAGCCAGGAGUCAGAACCCUAGCGAUCCGGUUCUGUUCUGCACCAGGCUUAUUGGCAGCUGGAACAUUGGCCGCCUCUUUCGGACAGCCCUCUGAGGUUGGUAUUUUAACCCAUUUUACAAAAACUCCCUCCAGGGUCCUCCAGCUAAGAAAUGCCAUACCUGAGAUUCAGGCUAAAAUCCUCCUGUCUCCAGGGCCUGCCCUUUGCCACUGCGGGGGCUGUCUGCUGUUAGGUGGACAGGAAACGGCCCCACAUUGAGGGAACAGGGCCUGGGAGCAUCCUGUGCUGCACAUUCCCACCCACUCCUCUCCCUCCUCUCUCCCAGGCAGGCAGACACAGGCUCUCUUCUCCUUCUCUGCCUCAGUUUCCCUUAUUCCCUCCUUUGUAGACCGAUGUGUGUUCAUCUUUUUCUCUUGCUCCUGCAUUCCCUGGUCCUCCAUUGAGCACAGCUGGCAGUUUGAGACUAUUGAGUCCAACCUUCCCAUUGUACAGAUAGGGAAACUGAGACUGAGGAAGAGAAUGGAGUUUGCUCAGAGCUUCACGAGCCAGUGGCAAAGCCUGUGACAAAAGUGGAUUCAGACCUCAUUGAGGGUGUCAAGGGAAAUUGGGAGCUGGACCUGAGUGAUUUCCUUCUCUUUCAGCUGUCAUAUGACAAGAUAAUGCUGGCCCCAAACACUUUUGGGUCCUCAUCAUGCAGGGACUUUUUCCCUUAGAAAAGUGGUAGAAAAACCCAUCUAGAUAUAACCCUCGAUUCCUCAUGGCUUUGGAAUCAUGGGCUGUCUAGGAAGCCCUGGGGGUAGCCCAAGACCCUCUGUUGUUGUCUUCACUAUCUUACCUAUGCUUGGCCCGUGAUCUGGCUCAUGAUGGUGCUUGGUAAAGUGUGAGACAAUGAAAACAGCCCUCUCUCUGCCCCGUUUUACAGACAAGAAAACUGAGGCCCAGAGAGGGUCAAGGACUCAGGGAGUCAGUGGCAGAGCUGGGGCUAGAAGCUGAUGUCCUGGCCCCAGCCUGGGGCCCUGGUGGUGUGUGGGGCAGCCAGGUGGACCCAGUCCUGGUUGGGAAUCACAACCACAGGUGCUCACUGCACAGAAACACUCUUCCUCAGGCCUGGAGUGAAGGUGUGGGCCCCUUCAGGCCUGAUCUUUGAAAACACUACACAAUGCUGCUCUCACCUCCAGGAGCCAGGCCACAGUCUGGCCUGGGGACCAGCUCUUUGUAUAACCCACAUGAAUGUAUUAAAAAAAUAAUUUUGGAGAAACAGUGGGGCCUGCCAGCGUCCUCCUUGUUGCGGAUCAUGGGCAUUAUUGCAUCCACUUGAACCCUGCUCCCUCUACUUCCAUCCGGGUCUUUGAAUCCUCAUGGCAAACCCCUGGGGAGAUGGGCUGAGGGCCGCUGAGGGGAGACUGAGGCUCUGGAUCCUCACCGCCCUCGCCCUUGGGGCCUCAGCCCUCAUUCCCCUGCCUCCCCCCUGAACUUCUCACUCAACCAGUGCUGACCCCACCCUGCCCUUCCUGCUUGGGCAGCCCCUGUGCUCAGCCCCCUGCCUCAUGGCAGAGGCCAUCCUGUCUGUCCUACCCGCCCUCUGGGGCCCCCUCUGCAGCCUCUCCUCUCUCUCCUUGACUUCCUUUCCCAUCGUGGUUGUGUGGAAGACUUGCCGAUCUGAAAAAUAGUAAAAAGACCCCUAAGCCAUUUUCCCUUUCCUUCUCUUAUUUCAUGGGUAAACUUCUUGGCAAAGUAGCCCCCUCCUUCUCCCCUCCAAUCUCAACUCGCCUGGGGUAACUUUACCCACCCCACCCCCACGCUGGCCUGGCUGAGGUCACCAAGGAGAUCCUUUGCUGAACUCUGUGCACCUUCUGGACUGCCCCUUCUUGACCCCUCAGCUGCAGGGGUCUCUCACCCCAUCAUCCCCGUCACCCAUGCCCUCCCCUCGGCACACUCUCCUGGCAUCCAGGCCUCCCACACGUGGUUUCUGCCUUCCUCUCCGUCCACUCCUUUUCAGACUCUGCUAUGGGAUCACCUUCCUCAAGCCAUCUGAAUGGCGAUCACCAGGACUCUGUCCCAGGCCGUCUUCCCUCAGGAAUGUCAUCACCCUUAUUGUCAUAGCCAUUCCAUUGCUCUAAUGAUGCCCACAUCUCUGGCUCCAGCCCCAGCCGGCCUUGAGCAUCUGGCCCUGAUACCCUGAAUCCCAGAGGCCUCCCCGGCUGGAGAGCUAAAGGUCUCCCAAUAGCCAGAGAACUGAGUGAGUGGCCAGGCCGCAGUUCAAGACUGACCUUGGAAGAAGAGCCAGGGAGCAGGGGGUGAGGGUAGGAAGAAGAGCUUUCCUGGUUCCUGGAAGGGAGCUGGAGGGUGAGGGUGUGGGCUGUGAGGUCUGGGGAAGGGACAAGAGCCACCUCACCCGUGGUGGGGGUGGGGCUGAGGGGCUCUGAGGUGGAGUCAAGAGGGCAGGACAUUCCCCACCCUCUACUUUGCAGACCCCUGUGCCUGUCCUCCUGUGGCCCUGUCUCCCGUCUCAGCUGCUUGACACCCAGACAUUGCCCUCUUUGGCGGCACCUACUUUCCUUUCCUUACUUCCUCUCCCACAAAUUCCAGCUCAGUGAUGCUCCACCUCCUUUAUCCCCCAAACAUCCUGGAGAUUUCUCCAUGGUGGCUUCUCUGGGCCCUGACCUCUCCCCUCCCAGUUCCUACUCCAAAGGAUAAUUUUAAAUGCCUAUUUCAUAGAUGGGGCUGGGGGGUGAGAAGGCAUGUGACUCAGUUCGCUGGCACACAGCAGGUGCUCAGUGAAGGCCUAAGGGAAGUCAAGAGCAUAGGCUGCACUCAGCCCAGGGCUCUGCAGGCCUCCAAUCCAGCUGGAGCCCACCAGGUCCCUGGCCCCUUUUCCUGGCAAACAGGGGAGUUUGUUCACCUGGCCAAGACCCCCAACAAGGCAGAAAUUCCUGUUUUCAGCCAAACAUGGACACAGCUGCCAACUAGGUCAUCAGAGCAUCCUGCAAGUCCCAGAGAGAGGGGAGGCCUUCGGCUACCCAUGUCGCAGCCUGCGGUGCCAGGUCACCCAGCCCAUUCAAUUCAGUAAGCUGUUAUGGGGCUCCUGGAGGUGUGGGGCCCAGCAGGAGCCAGGCUACAGGCCUGGUGGGCAGGAGGGAAGGAAGGCAGCACCCAGGGCCCACGAACUGCCUCAACUUCUUGGUCCCCUGUGCUGUCACACCCCUACCCCCACCCUCCAGGGAGACAAGGUCUGCUUUCUGUGCCCCUGCCCUUCAGGCAGCUCACAAGGACCCUGCAGUCCAUCUCUCUCUGGCCACCUCCGCCCCUGUGCUCAGAGCUGACAAUUAUUGGCCAUUUCUGGGUUGGCCCUACAUCAAACAGUUGAUGUACAUUGUUAUAUGCAAUUCUUAUCAUCUUUGAAGAGAUUUCUAUUACUAUUAACCUCAUUUUAAAGACAGUGAGACUUGGGGAUCCCUGGGUGGCUCAGUGGUUUGGCACCUGCCUUCGGCCCAGGGCAUGAUCCUGGGGUCCCGGGAUCGAGUCCUGCAUCAGGCUUUCUGCAUGGAGCCUGCUUCUCCCUCUGCCUGUGUCUCUGCCUCUCUCUCUCUGUCUGUGUCUCUCAUGAAUGAAUAAAUAAAAUCUUAAAAAAAUAAAUAAAGACACUGAAACUCAAGGUCCCACAGCUGUAAAGCAUGAGAGCUGAGACUGGAACCGAGGUAUGCCCUGCUCCAGAGCAGCAAUCUUAACCAUGGGGUUCCCCACCUCCCAACACCAGGCUCUCUCCCACCUCCUCCACCUGAAAUGUCUCACCCGCCCUGACCCACCUACCAAACUCCUGUGUCAACCCUGGCCUGUACCACCUCUUCUGGGGAGUCUGCCCUGGUUUUCCUCUACAGCCCCAGGCUGCUGUGGGCCACAGUGGUGAGGAUCUCUGCUUGAUAUGCCACCAAAUUAAGAACUCCUGGAGGGAAGUUCUACCCCAGUCCUCUCUGUGUCCCCAGGUCCUGUGAGCCAACAUAGACUGUGAGUUCAGAAAAGGUUUCCUGAAUGCAGGACCCCAGCCCUGCAGGACUUAGACAUUUGUAGGGAUUAAGAUCGGCCCUCAGAUAGAGAAGGGGGUCGUGGGCUUCUCAGACAGGUGCAGGGGACGUGGAGGACACAGAGGGGGAUGUAGGAUGUGGCCUGCCCAGGGCAGCAGUGACCAGUGAGGAGGCAAAGGAAAAAUCUUCUCUCAACAUCCUCUACUUCCCUCCACUUUCUUCUUGCCUCUGGGACCCUGUUUUAUCUUCUCUUCCCUUCCUCCUUCCCCCUCUUCAUCUCUCCUUUCCCUCCCUUGAUCAUCCUCCUCCUAACCCAGAA
Molecule: messenger RNA, 7306 nt
Organism: Nyctereutes procyonoides (raccoon dog)
Lineage: Eukaryota; Metazoa; Chordata; Mammalia; Carnivora; Canidae
Gene: LRRC32
Product: leucine rich repeat containing 32
Exons: 3
Coding region: 153-2141 (662 amino acids)
Cellular component (GO): extracellular matrix; cell surface
Molecular function (GO): protein binding
Source: RefSeq, a predicted model, not a curated record